Molecule: messenger RNA, 4431 nt
Organism: Closterium sp. NIES-65
Lineage: Eukaryota; Viridiplantae; Streptophyta; Zygnematophyceae; Desmidiales; Closteriaceae
Source: the annotation of a GenBank genome assembly
AUGUCGAGUAUAGCUGCAGCUAUGGGGCAGUUGCCGCGCUUCGAUGGACGUUCACCGGACCCUAAGGUGUGGAUUAGUCAGGCCACGCGUGCAUUACGGUGCUUCCUAGCCUCAAUACCCGAGGAGCAGCAGUUAGAUUACCUACUGAUGCACCUGACGGACUCCGCUUACGUGUGGGCGGAGAGCAAGGAUUUUCAGUCUGUGGCGGGCUUUGAUAAGGCUUUUAAGGAGCGCUUUAUUUGGGAAUCAGCCGCUAAUGUCAUGCAAAGGCUGACGGCCUUGAAGCAGAAACCGGGGCAGACGCUGACGGAGUUGGCGGACGAAGUGAGGCAGCUGGCGGCCUACGUUCCCAACUACCCCACAGCUAUGGCGGUGAGACACUUUAUUGAGGGGCUGGGGGACAAAGGCCUGAGGGAGAGAGUGCUGGGGGGAAGGCCAAUCUCCCUGGAGGCGGCUGAGGAAGCUGCUAAAUACUUUGUGUCCUAUUCGUUACCAAUGGGGAUAGAACCGGUGGUGGAAGCUGCUAAGGAGAAGGACCCAGUGAAUAAGGAGUCCGAGGUGGAUAAGAUCACCAAGCAGCUGGAGAAGCUGAGUAUCCAGUUGGCCCAGAUGCAGCAGGGAAGGGGAGGCGGCUUACUCCCUAGGCCGGCAGGAGGCGGAUUUAAAUGUUACCAGUGCGGGGAGGGACAUAUGGCUCGGGACUGCACCCAAAAGGGGCGGGCGGCGCUGAACGUCAUGCAGCAGGUCCUAGAGGGAAAAGCCCCGACUAUAGCAGAAUUUCUUAACAGGGAAGAGGGAAAGCUGGAUAUGCUGGUCGGACCUCGGAAAAGGCAGGCGGUCCGGGACCCGGAAGGAUGGGGAAUAGACGAGGCGAGGGAGGAGUUGAGGAAGAAGCUGGCAGAGACGGGUGGGGCGGAGGAAGCAGCUAAGGGAUCCCGGUUCGUACGGAGGCCACGGGUAUCCGCCCUACCCAACUCAUAUAAUGUGGUGGACCAGCUGAAACUCACCCCCGUGAGCGCCAGCGUCUGGAAUUACAUAAGCGACAGUGACAAGGUGAGAAAAGAGUUGUUGGAUGCUCUGAAGCUGGCUGAGGAUAAGGGGAAGGAGGACGGGGCAGCCGUCAUGCAAGGGGUUUCGAUAGUGGCAGCUGCUCCACGGGAGUCUAGGCAUGAGGACCCAAUCCCCAGCAACCUAGUCUUCCAAGUCCCCCAGUGCGAUGUCCACCUAGGCAAGCAUCGUCUGACCGCUAUAGUUGAUUCCGGUGCGUCCCAAACGGCCCUUUCGCACGUCAUCGCUAGGAAGUUAGGGCUGCUACCCUACCUCCAGGACACCACAAUAGAGUAUACCACCUCUAGUGGGGAGACGUUGAAGCCGUGGGGAAUUUUGCCUGACGUGCCGGUGCGGGUGGGGAAGCUGACCCUCCCAAUCGACAUAGCGGUGACCGGGGCGAACACCUAUGACAUGCUGCUAGGACAGGACUGGAUCUAUUCGGCUAAUGUAGAUAUCCUGACCAGUAAAGGGCAGAUAGUGUACCGGGUCAAUACCAAAGAGACAGAUUCGGUACCUAUCACUACUGGACCCGUGGGCACGGGUAGCCGUCCCUCCUAUGUGUCCCUCCCGCCCCAAACACCCCGCAGGAAUGAUCCCACACCUCCUCAGCAUUGGUCCGGGAUGAAUGAGGAGGAGUUCCAGCGGUGGCUAGAGGAGAAGCAGCUCCUCCUGGCCAAGGAGCAGGGGCGCAUCCGGCUGACGGAGGAGGAGGAGGCGGACUAUUGGGCAUGGGUCCAGGAGGAAGAGGAGUUGGAUCGGGCGGAGCUGGACGCCCUAGAACUCAAGGAGCAUGGGUUCUAUGAGGAGCUCGGGACAGGCGGGCUCGAUGGCAUACCCGAGGGAGGUGAGCCAGAAGGAGAAGUCGGGACGGAUGACGAGAUGCCUAGUCUCUUUGGGUCAGAUGGGAAACGUUACUCUGACCUUGGGGCAUCGGAUGAUGAGGCUGGGGAACCACACUGGGACAUGGGGUAUGAGGAGGCACGGAAGGCUGUGGAGGAAAAGGGGGAAAUCGCGGACCUAUGGGAAGGGGAUUCGAUGACGGACGGGGAAGAGUACUUGGUGGAGGACAAAGAGGAAGGGGAGCUGGCUUAUGAGGGGAAGGGGCACCGGAUCAGUCCGAACUACCUAUUCGAGCUAUUCAAUUACCCGGCAGCUGAGCGGUGGCAAUACUUAGCAGCUGAAAAAGGGGAUGAAGGACGGAUAGUUCUCGGUAGUUAUUACAGCCUCAAAAAGGAGGCCCCUCGAGUUGCCUGCCCUGCCUUUGAGGAUCUGCCGGUAUCACUUAACCAUGAAUUAGGGACGGCCCAACAGACGGACCUGAGGAAGCUGCUGGUAGGGUACCGGGAGGUCUUUGCCACAGAAGCCGAACCGUUGGGCACCCACCCCACCGUCUUUCAUCACAUUGCCACUGGGGAUGGGGUGAAGCCGGAUGCGGGAAAGGUGGAGGCGAUUAGUAUGAUGGCGGCACCGGUGGAUGUGAGAGGAGUCCGGGAGUUCCUGGGGUGCACCAGUUACUACCGGCGAUUCAUAAAGGGGUAUGCGAAGGUGGCGCAUUCCCUCACGCAGCUGCUGCACAAGGACAACCCAUUUGAGUGGACGGACAAAUCUGGGGAAGAAAGCAGCAGCUCGGUUGAUGGGGAAGGGGACGGAGGGGAUAGUGGUGAGGAGGAAGGAGACGAGGUGGCCGGCCGUGAACCAGAGGAACUGAGUAGCAAUACGGAAAAACGGGAUGGGGAAGAAGAAGGAGAGGUCGGACAAGCCGGAUCCGAAGAGUCCGAUGAUGGAGAUGGGGAUGAAGGGUCAGGAGAAGAGGACGAUGAAACGGAUGGAUCCGGAGGGGAGGAUGAUGAGGACGGAGAGGAGGAAGAGGAGGAGAAGGCGGCCGAGGGAGACCAGGAGAUGGUGGCUCCAGGGGUAGGAGGGCAGGAAAACGACCAUGAAGGGUCGGAAGAGAGGGGGUCGUCACCGCCAAUGACACAACCUCUCAAAAAGGUCAGACGGGAUAAGGGAAAAUCAAAGGAGGAAGCCGGGACCUCAAAGGGGGAUGAAAAAGAGGCAGGGGGAGGUGGACCCCCACACGGAACCCAGGGGGAAGAGCAGCCGGGUAAAAGUCUCGCAUCCGAGACAACCACGCUAGACAUUUGGGACGACCUCAACACCUUGUUCUAUCUGGAGUGCGGGGAGGUUGAUCCGGUGUGGGACAAGGCUGAGAAGCGGAGGGUGCGGGCCCGGGGAAAGAAGUUCGAACUACGGGAUGGGGUGCUGUGGAACCUGAAGGCAAAGGGGGAUAAAAAGCCGGUCCCUAGGAAGGAAGAGAGGGAGGAGAUCAUUAGCCUCCUUCAUGGGCUGGGGCACCUUGGGGUCCAACGCACCACCGACCUGGUUCGGAAGCAGUACGACUGGUAUGGCAUGGGGAGUGACGUAUCAGCCUUCGUACGUGGGUGCCCUACCUGCACCUUCCAGAGGGGAUCCUGGACGGCAAAAGGGGAACUGAGGCCGGUCCCGGUAACAAAGCCAUGGGACAGGGUAGUGAUCGACUUCGUCGGCCCACUACCGGUGACGGAAAAAGGAGGGAACCGGUACAUCAUAUCGACCAUGGACCACUUCACCAAGUGGCCUGAGUGCAAGGCGGUGAGGCAUGCGGACUCAGCAACAGCAGCUGCGUUUGUAGCUGAGAAAAUCAUCUCCACGCACGGCUGCCCGCUGGUGAUCCACACGGACAAUGGGCAGCAUUUUCAUGGGGAGUUCGGGGUGCUGUUGGAAAAGUUUGGAAUUUAUCAUGAAUUCUCUCGCCCCAAUCAUCCUCAGAGCUCGGGGCUUAUUGAGAGGUUCCAAAGGACGCUAAAGGGGGCGCUGAUGAGGCUGGGGGAGACCAACCCGUUUGAGUGGGAUGAGAACAUCUGCUGGGUCCUACUGGGGUACCGGGCCUCCAUUCAUUCCUCCACCAAGUUCUCCCCUUUUUUCUUACUCAAUGGCCGCCACCCCAACAUCACGGGUAGCACCUUGACGGAAUGGGAGGUAAAGGAGCUGACCGAGCUAUCCACCGAGGAGGAAGCCGAUGCAGCAGCUGGACUUAUCUAUGAAAGGUCCUCGGAGAUGGAGCUGGCUCUGGCAAAGGCAGCUGAGAACCAUGAUAAGGCACAGGAGAAGCAGAAGGUCGACUUUGACCGGCGUCGAACCCUCCUGGAGCCAAUCAGGGUAGGGGAUUUCAUUCGGAUCAAACCGACCAAGAGGGUGGCUUGGGCGGACCAGGACCGGAAAUACAAGACCCUCUUUAGGGUCAAAGAGGUAGAGGCAUUUCAUGUGACAUUGGAGGCAAAAGGGGGGAUGGUAUGGCGGGAGUCCAGGGAGAACGUGAAGGUGGUGCAGGUCACCUUGUGA